Messenger RNA from Gossypium raimondii (Peruvian cotton), 686 nucleotides. Its product is annotated as probable histone H2A.1. Gene Ontology annotation, molecular function: protein heterodimerization activity; structural constituent of chromatin; DNA binding. The transcript is spliced from 2 exons. Gene Ontology annotation, cellular component: nucleosome. The coding region runs from base 72 to 473 and encodes 133 amino acids. The record is from RefSeq and is a predicted model, not a curated record. Lineage: Eukaryota; Viridiplantae; Streptophyta; Magnoliopsida; Malvales; Malvaceae.
CACUUAUUUCUAUUUCUCCUUUCCACGCUUUAAUUUGUUUUUGCAUCUCUCGUUUUAUUUCUCGUAUAUUAAUGGCGGGUCGGGGUAAGACUCUCGGAUCCGGAGCCUCGAAGAAGGCAACAUCAAGGAGUAGCAAGGCUGGGCUUCAGUUUCCGGUGGGUCGUAUUGCUCGGUUCCUUAAAGCUGGGAAAUAUGCUGAGCGGGUCGGAGCUGGAGCUCCGGUUUACCUCGCCGCCGUUCUUGAAUAUCUUGCCGCUGAGGUUCUUGAGCUAGCCGGGAAUGCAGCCAGGGACAACAAGAAAACCCGAAUCGUGCCACGUCACAUCCAACUUGCCGUAAGGAACGACGAAGAGCUGAGCAAGCUGCUCGGCGAUGUGACGAUCGCCAAUGGUGGUGUGAUGCCCAACAUCCACAACCUCCUCCUCCCGAAGAAAACCGGGACCUCCAAGACUUCCGGUGCCGAUGAUGAUUAAUGCAGAUAAGUUUAGAUUCCCCAAAGCCGUUCGCAAAUCAACCCCUCCCCCCUCUCUCUGUAGUAGUUGUUGAUCCUGAGAUUCAAAUCUCUAGGGUUUUUGGCUUUGGUUGUUGUUCUAUUAUUACCUUCUGUGGAACUUUAGUUAGCAGUUAGUUUUUUAGGGUUUUCGGUAUAAUGUGAAUAUAAAUCAAAUUAUCCAUCUUUUUUUUCC